Thrips palmi is the source of this 1029-nucleotide messenger RNA. It is a transcript of the gene Vps25, whose product is annotated as vacuolar protein-sorting-associated protein 25. The transcript is spliced from 5 exons. Gene Ontology annotation, cellular component: ESCRT II complex. Bases 112 to 639 code for a protein of 175 amino acids. NCBI's taxonomy places the organism in Eukaryota, Metazoa, Arthropoda, Insecta, Thysanoptera, Thripidae. The record is from RefSeq and is a predicted model, not a curated record. Gene Ontology annotation, biological process: protein transport to vacuole involved in ubiquitin-dependent protein catabolic process via the multivesicular body sorting pathway. Gene Ontology annotation, molecular function: structural molecule activity; protein homodimerization activity.
ACGCCGUCUGCAUUUGCAUUGCACUGCUCUGCUAACUUUUCCAUACUGCUGGAAUACAACAGAUCGGUGAAAGGUUUAUUUUUGUUGAUUAUUGAACAUUUUUAUUUUACGAUGGCGGAAAUCGAGUGGCCUUGGCAGUACAGCUUCCCUCCAUUCUUUACAAUUCAACCACACGCAGAGACCAAGGCUCGACAGCUUCAAGCAUGGCGUACUUUAGUUUUAAACUUUCACAAAGUUAGCAAACAGAGUUUGCUAGAUGUUCGAGAAGCUCAUCAGAAUAGUUUAUUUAGUAAUAGUAGUAUUGAUCGCAAACUUCCUGUUGAAGGAAUACUUUUAGUCCUUGAAGACUUACAGAAAACUGGCAAUGCCGAACCUCUAGACAAAACACGAAACAGGUGGCUGAUAUACUGGCACACUCUGGAAGAGUGGGCAGCACUCAUCUAUUCUUGGGCUCAGGCUAGUGGAUCCCUCAACUCCGUCUGUACAUUUUUUGAACUCGUUUCCGGAGAUGAUACAACUGACCAAGAAUUCUACGGGCUCGAUCAGGAAGUUCUGUCGAGAGCUUUACAAGUACUUGAAAGUCAGAAAAAGGCGGAAAUUAUUUCAUUUGAUGACAAUCAAGGUGUGAAGUUCUUCUGAAUCGAUUUACUUUCUGUACCAUACUUACCAUCAAAUAAGUUUAAUGACUGGCUCAAGAGGAGGUACACAAGAAAAUUUAGAAAAAAAAUCAUAAAAAUGUUUAAAAAAUAUUUUGGGACCAAUCUUGGGACCUUGAGAUUAUGAAGUGGUUGUUUGCUGUCAUUAAAUCUUUCUCCUUGCUUGUCAUUUUAUCAAAAACCUAAAUACAAUACUGUAUACUAUUGGCCGAUUUGUCUGAACUUUUUGAAGAGAGCAGUUCACUGUAAUGAAUUCUCACUGGGCUUCUCUAUCUUUAGGUUAGAAAAAAAAAUACCACCAAACUGUCAUGGUACAACCAAUAUUUUAUUAAUCAAGAACUGCUGACACACUUCAAUAAAUAUUGUAGAGGAA